AUGGAUGACUUCCAAAUCUUUAGCAAAUCUGAAAAGAGGAUUGACAACCUCAUUGCUGGCCUGAAGAAGAAGUACUCCAUCAAGACUGUGGACACCAACCUCUUCCUUGGCAUGUAUCUGAAGCUGAACAAGAAGGGAGACCUUCUCAUCUCCCAGAAGCAUUAUGCUUUGGAGAAGCUCCAGAAGCAUGGCCUUGACCAAGCCAAAAGUGUCAAGUAUCCCCUUGACCGCCUGUAUAAGAAGCAUACCUCAUAA
This is a messenger RNA of Fulvia fulva, 255 nucleotides long. RefSeq lists its product as uncharacterized. The record is from RefSeq and is a predicted model, not a curated record. Bases 1 to 255 code for a protein of 84 amino acids. NCBI's taxonomy places the organism in Eukaryota, Fungi, Ascomycota, Dothideomycetes, Mycosphaerellales, Mycosphaerellaceae. The transcript has a single exon.